Triticum turgidum subsp. durum (durum wheat) is the source of this 549-nucleotide messenger RNA. Lineage: Eukaryota; Viridiplantae; Streptophyta; Magnoliopsida; Poales; Poaceae. The record is from the annotation of a GenBank genome assembly.
AUGGUGGGCCGGAAGCCGAUGCGCCGGCGCCGCGCCGACCACCCGCCUCCGCCGCCGCCACAGUCCUUCGGUGCCACGGCCCGGCCGACCUCCCCCCGCUCCUCCACCUCCGCCUCCGCCGUCGCCGACCUGGACGAGCUGCUCCACACGCCGUCCGCGUCGGAGCCCCGGAGCUUCCCGCACGCGGUGAAGCAGCAGUGCUGGGAGAAGGCCGAGAAGGUGCCUGGGCGCGACCCGGAGAGGUGGCGCCGCGACGCGCUCGGCAACAUCGUCUUCCGCAAGCUCGUCGGCUGCCCCGGCUGCCUCUGCCACGACUACGACCACAUCGUGCCCUACUCCAAGGGCGGGAAGAGCACAUUGGAGAACUGCCAGGUUUUGCAGGCUACUGUGAAUCGAUCUAAAGGGAACAAUACUGAGAUAUCCAAAUCUGAACUAGCACAGAGAAGCGCAUAUUGUCGGGUUUCAGGACGUGAUAUGGAUCUUUUUGAACUCUCUGCCUUUGGGAAUGUUCGACGAGGGCCAGAUUCAGGGGGCUGCAAAAUCCAAUGA